Schistosoma haematobium is the source of this 1794-nucleotide messenger RNA. RefSeq names its product Tumor protein D52. NCBI's taxonomy places the organism in Eukaryota, Metazoa, Platyhelminthes, Trematoda, Strigeidida, Schistosomatidae. Gene Ontology annotation, cellular component: cytoplasm. Bases 302 to 853 code for a protein of 183 amino acids. The transcript is spliced from 6 exons. The record is from RefSeq and is a predicted model, not a curated record.
UUUGGAUAUUGAAUUCGGAAGCGCUCAAAACUGCUGUUGGGUUACGGUUCGUCGACAACGGUUUGACCUCCCCGAUUGUGGUCUCGUUUUUCAGAUUGUCGUUAUCUUUCGCUUGUAUCCUCACCAAUUGUAAUAAUUUGCUUUUAAUAUUAUUUAACACGUUCUAUGUGCAUACUCAGCAGUCGAUCCACUUUAUAUCAUGACUUCUUUUACAGAUUAUUUCUCUGGUCUUCACCCUUUCCCAGUAAAUAGUACUUCUUAGCUAAAAACAAAAUCCUACCAAAAGUUGAAAACUACAUCAAUGAUGGACCCAAGCGCUCCUGUUGUACCCCAAGAAAUAAGCACUGAUCAACCUGUUUUAUCAGAUGAGGAAAAUGCAAGGCUACAAGUUGAAUUGUCUCAGGUUGAAGAAGAAAUUCGUCUCCUUCAAGAAACUCUUGUUGUUAAGCAGCGCCGAUCUAACGAGAUAAAAAAGGCUCUUGGUUUUACCACACUUUCUACAUUGCAGUAUGACCUCAUGGAAGGUAUUCAUAAAUUGGAAGAUACAGAAGCAUAUAUCAAAACAAGCGAACUUUUAAGUAAAGCUAAAGAUAAGACCGUCAAUGUAGCCCAAGAUGCUAAAGAAAAAGUCGGAUCAACAAUUUCUGCUAUUCGGAAUUCAGAGGUUGUGAAAUCAUUGAAUGAUAAAGUUGGUUCUGCUUAUUCAACAGUUAAAAUACUUUGUAUGGAUAAAUUUACCAACCUACCAGCAAUUACAUGGAUUCCCUCCAAGAAUGGAAUUCGUGAUGCUAUAAUUCAUUCGACGUAUGGACAUCCACCAGAUGAUGGGACUGAAUAUGUUAGUAAUAAAUAGUACCAAGAAAUAAUGUGAGAUUAUUAUUAUAUUCAAAAUGCCGUCCAUUCGCCGACUUGCAGUGUUGUCGCCAUUUCACUUUCUUGUGUAUAAAUUAUUGUACACUGUUCUUUUCAUUAUUUAGUUGAAUUUUUCCUUCAUUUUCUCAUGAUUGAAACGCUACUUUUUUAUUCGUAUACUGACACAAUUCAUGUAUCCUAUAUACAAGAAAAAUGGAAAAGUUAAUAUUACUGAUUAUUUCUAACUGCUUUGAAAUACAACAUUAGUUGAUAAUUUGUAAUUGCUCUCAGUUUUGCAUAAGCUAUGAUUCAUUGGUGUUGACGUACACUUUCCAGCUACUAUUGUGUGUUGCCUAUGACUUACUGUGCGUACUUAUAGGUGUCAUCUCCUAAUCCUCAUAUUAAUCAUCUUAAUUAUAGGACUUCUCCUUCGUUUGAAGUUUCUGCCACUACUCAAUACUAAGCUCAUUUUCUAAAAUUAUUACACCACAGUCCCAUCGAUAUUCUUACCUAAUCUAUACAUACAAGUUUUUGUUUAUCUUCUUAGAACUAGUUACUCUAAAUAUAUUUCGUCUUUUCUCACUGAAGUUUAUAUGUAGAGGUGUUUUUACUUCCGUAAUUUCUAAUUAUGCCUAGAUUAGAUUUUCGUGUCAAUUACAGCUUUUAAUUGAGUUCCUUACUAGCAUUUCAAAUUUGGGCUACUUUAAGUUUUUAAAAGCCAUGUCUUGAUUUUGUUGACCAAAUAAGUCGCUAAGAAGCUUUUUCUCCAAGAACUAAUUCAAACAUUUGGUUAGGAAGUGUCGUGUGGGUCCUCAGGUAAUGCAUGGUCUGGAUUUAAGAGUAACUAAUCCAAACACCAGAAUAAAUUGGAAUUGGUUCGUGAUGUUCCACUGAUCGGAGUCGUAGGAAGUACCGAGCAGAAUAUACGGUGUCCAACAGCUC